AUCAAUUCUUCAAAUCUAAGUAACAUUUCGAUCCUUCCCUCUGAGGCAAACUGUCGUAUUUGGAAAGAAGAGUACCACCAGGAAAACUACGUCUCCACUCUAGCAGCCGUCAUCCUCAACAUAGUCACUUGUCCAAUGACUGUUUGCUUGAAUCUUCUGGUGGUAGUUGCUGUAAAAAGAAAGCCCAGAAUUCAGACUAUGUACAACAUUCUGUUGUGUGCUUUGGCGGCAACUGACCUGGUGGUGGGAGCUGUAGUGCAACCGAGCUUCAUUGUUCAAGAAAUGUCGCUGAUAAAAGGUUCUUCAUUAACCGUUUACUGUGCUGUAUAUAAUAAAGUAGUGUUCCUUUUUCUCGCCCCCUGCUUAGCAUCACUGUCGCUACUAGCAUUGCUGAGUAUAGAGCGUUACUUGGCCAUGAAAUAUUCCUUACGAUACCAACAAAUCAUAACGACGUUUAGGGUGGCCACUGCUGUUAUUAGCUGCUGGGUUGUCGCACUCCUUCCUCCAGUUUUCAUUUAUUCAGCCAGCCUGGCCGCUCAGGGUUUGUCUAUAGCCGUAUCGAUAGUGUUUGUGAGCCUCGUUGCGAUCUUUUACUGCCACAUCUCUGUCUAUUCAGUAACUCGUCGCCACACCCGUCAAAUCAAGUCCCAACAAGUUUCGCAAGACGCGGCGAAGAAAUUCCUGGAGGAUAAGAAGGCUGCGAUAACCACCACCAUCAUCGUUGGGUUUGCGGUAUCUUCAUUUGUGCCGUCACUGGUGUAUAGAUUCAUGCCCCCACUUCCUCUUCACAAUUACCUUGGCAAUCUAUUUAUCAGUUUUAAGCCCCUCUUGCUAUCUUGUGUCUUGAUCAAUUCACUGUGCAACCCUAUUAUUUACUGCUGGAGAAGCUCAGUUCUUCGAAAAGCCAUGUUGGAACUACUUGGAAAGAAAAACACUGGAUAG
Porites evermanni is the source of this 942-nucleotide messenger RNA. Lineage: Eukaryota; Metazoa; Cnidaria; Anthozoa; Scleractinia; Poritidae. The record is from the annotation of a GenBank genome assembly.